AUGGUCGCGGCCAAGGCGGGCGGCCUGCGGUCGCCGCCGCGGGCGCGGUCGCCGCUGCGGACCAUGAGCGACGUCGAGGUGUCGUCGCUGAAGCGGCCGACGAGCUGCUGGUUCGAGGAGGAGGGCCCGUCGAAGCCGGACCCCGACGACCUCCUCGCCGCCGGCGCCAUGGACCUGGUGGCCUUGAUCGCGCGCGACGUGACCGCGCGGCUGCCCGUGUGCACGUACGACCGCGGCGCGGGCGCCUACGCCAUCUGCACGGCCGUCGCGACGCGGCGGGUCCAGGCGCGCGUGUCGCGGUCGCUCAAGGACUUCGCGCGGCUCCGGCGCGAGCUCUUGGCCGUGCUGCCGGAGCUGUCGAGCGUCAUCAACGUCAGCGACCUGAGCAACCUCGGCGGCUCCCUGGGCCGCGGCGAGGCGCUGCUGCCGUCGCUGCCCGCGCGGACGCUCAAGCGGCGGUCGACGCAAAGGGCCGUGGGCCGCGACGUCCGCACGCUCAGCGGCGACGGCACGGCGACCUGGUACGCGUCCAAGGAGCGCGCGCUGACGACCUGGAUCCGCGACACGCUCAAGGUCUUCGCCAACUGCCUCGCGCUCGCGGGAUCGUCGUCCGACGCCGCGCGCCUCGAGGCCAAGUCGCGCGCGGAGGCGCUCCUCAUCGGCUUCCUCCUCAAGUCGGCCAAGGUCGCCGUGCGCCGCGCCAGCGAGCUCGCGCCGACGCCGGCGGAGACGAGGAGCGCGCGCGCGGGGACGGUCUGA
Messenger RNA from Aureococcus anophagefferens, 759 nucleotides. RefSeq lists its product as hypothetical. The transcript has 2 exons. The coding region runs from base 1 to 759 and encodes 252 amino acids. The record is from RefSeq and is a predicted model, not a curated record. Lineage: Eukaryota; Pelagophyceae; Pelagomonadales; Pelagomonadaceae.